AUUAAAUUUAAUAUUCUAUUUGUCAAUGAUAUGGGUAAGUCGUAUGGUUAGAAGUUUGAUCUUGUUGAUAAUAUUCAGAGCGAAUUGAACGAUUGGAGAUGUUAAGUUGAUUUCUCCCUGUCUUUGAUCAUCUCAGUAAUUAAUUGCUCCUUUGGUUAAUUGCGAUAACAAUUUAGAAGUUGAUUGUCACUUAUUUUGGAUAUAAUAAUAAACUAUACUCAAGUUUAUGUCAUUUCGAAGUUUUUUUUUUCUUUUCCAUGGUAACCAUUUGUUAUGAAUUUCUGGUUCUUACCUAUUGAUUGUUACUCUAAAUAUUAUUUUGUCAGGAAUCAGUUGUGAUCAAUAAGAAGUACUAAUCAUUAAGAGGAUAUUUUUUGUGAACGUGUAACAAUUAGAUUGAUCAAGAAUUGAUGAGUGUUUUGUGAUUGAAAUGAUCAUUAAAGUAAAAAGAAUCUGAAUUAAAUGUAACCUUAGCAUUGGUAGUAAGUGGUAAUUGUUUUGGUAAAUUUGGACAUUAUGGAUUCGGUGAUUAUUAGUAGAGUUUUGUCCUCUCGUCUUGGAAAUCGACCGAUGUCAUCGGCGAGGCCACUUAGUACUGCUCGACCGAUCACAUCAACUGGUUUGAUGGCACCGAAAACUGGACGAGGUCGAUCAGCGGCUGCUAUUCGGCGGAUGGUUCAAGAUAAAACUUACUGGUUGGGUGUUUUAAGAGCUAAAAUGAACGAGUUAACCAUGGAAAUCGCUGUUCUGUCCAAGGAAUGUGACCUGAUGUCCGCUGAAGAGGCUCGACUGAACAUGUGGCAGCGAAAAGCUGAAACAUUAGCUCGAGAAUUGAAAUUAGCGACUCUUGAGUUAUCUGUUUAUAACGAUUAUUGGGAUCGACUGCGAAUCGGUGAAAACUCAGCGGACAUUUUGGAAGAUAUUAACGCGAUCAAAAGUGAGAACUCUGAAUUAUCCGAGUUAUUGGAGGCCAAAUACAAGGAAAAAAAGACUAAAGAAGAUGAAAUAUCUUCUGGUGAAAGAGAAAUUCAGAAAAUCGAAGCUGAAUGGAAUUCGUUGAAAAGGCAAUUCACCAGCGAACAACGAGAAAGAUUCGAAGAGCUUGAAAGUCUUAAUCGUUCACUGACCAUGGAAUCAGAUCGAUUGGAAAAUAAGAUAAUGAAAUUGGCCGAAAAGAAAAGAACACUAGAAGAAUCGAAUAGUAAUGAGAACUCAUCACUUCGAAAAGAAGUUCUAAAUGGACUUAAUAGAUUAAGAGAAUUGGAGAGACAGAAAAACGAUCUAACCAGUGAUCAGAAUACUGGCGAUGAAAGAAGUCGAUUAUUGGCUCAAGUUCGAAGAGAUAACAAAGAGAUCAGCGAUCUCGAGAAUCGUCUUGAAGAGAUUCGUCGAUCGAUAGAAGAGCAAAAAUCGUCGCUAAUAGCAUACGAAGACGGAGAAACUGCGGAAAAAUUUCGUGACCUGAAGAAAAAAGAAUCAACAAUCGACAGUUUUCUGACCGAUUUCUCGGUCAAUCUAAAUAAUGAGAUGGAAAAAAUGACCUCACUUGGAGAAUCGAUCGCUGACCUAGUAGACAAAUCGAGUCGAUAUAUAAGAUUUAUUGAGACAUUGAAAGGUAACGACGGAACCUCGGGCAGUAGCGGAGGAGGAGACACAAAAAUGACCUUAAUCGACGAAAGGCGAAAGUUACAAUUAGAUUUAAAUAAAAUUGAUCAACUAGAAUCAAAGAUAAACUCGGAAUUGGAAUCACUUCGAACCAAAAUUGAUUCGUUAAUAAAGGACAUCGACAUUUACGGUAAUCUGGAUGGUCUUCGAGAUGAAAUCGACAAGAAGGAAAGUUCACUUAUCGUGGACAAAAAAUCUCUCGAAGAAAAUAUUCGACAAUUAAAAAGUGACAAAAUAGAUUUAGAAAAAUUAGUCGAAAAUGUCAAGAUUAAUCUCGAAGAAAACGAAGUGUACAAAAAGAUCAAAGAUUGCGAACGAAAAUUGUCCGAUCUGGUGGCCGUUAACGAAGAGUAUCAUGAUAAAUUGCGAGCGAAUGAUAAUAGUCGAUUAAUGAAACAAGUAUUCGAGAUAAUUAAUCGUUACAAUCAACAUUUACUUGGAUUCUAAUUUGAAUCAAAGUGAAAAAAUCAACUAAUCAACAGGUUGAUUGUGGUUAAAAACUUGAAUUUUAAUUAUAGACUGAUACAGAUCAGUUUUGGACACAUUGUGUUACAAAUACAAAAGUUAAUUGUGAUUGGAUUGAUUGGAUUAAAAUCAAAUAUUGAAAUAAAUGAUAUAAAAUAAUAAUAAUAAUAGUGUUAUGAUUAGAUGAAUAUCAUAUAAAUCAGAUAAAUAGAUGAUAUAAAUUGUUUCCAUUCAAAUGAAAAUAAUAUUUACAUUGUAAACCUGGUGAAACAAUUUAGUUAUCAGUGAUUGCAGAUUCUAAGUGUUUACUUGAUUUUUAAUUGUUCCAUGGCAACAAUUAACUUAUUUUACAUGGUCUCUCAAUUUGGUUUGACACUUGAUGUUUGUACAAUUACUAUCAACAAUCAAGCUUUUUUAUACUUUUGACCAUAUGAGCCAACCCGAUUAAUUGCUGAUUGAAUUUCACUGACCAAUACUGAGAUUGGUUUGAUAUUGUUUAACUUUGUUAAUAGUUGAUCAGGUUCGUUGAAAAUUGACCUUUUCCUACGACCGGCCGUUAAAUUGAUCGUACCUGUGGUGACCAUUGCGGUGAAAAAUAAGCUGAAAACGGGCAAUAAAAGUGCACCAAUACCAAUGAUAAAAGCGACAGGGAUUAACCAAUAAUAAUCAGUUCGUCCGUACAUUAAAUCGUGACUUGGAUCCCAAUAAUCGUACCGAUGAUGCCUCCAAAUGUCAAUUGGAUAUGGACGCUGGUGGACUGGAUAUUCCCAAUAAGGUGAAGCCGAGGCCGAUGCCGUUCCCGAUGUAUAAGCUUGUGAGCCUGAACCCGUUAAAUACGUUGACGGAGUGUAAUCCAAGGCCGAAGAUGAUGUUUCGUUAGCACCAUAAGCAGGUAAACUUGCUAAUAGAAAACUGAUCAAACUAAACACAACAAGAAUCAACAUUUUAAUUGACAAGACAAUUCACCAAAUUGUAAAACGAAAAAUAACUGAAAAUACAAAAUAAUCUACUAAUAACUAUUCUAUU
Molecule: messenger RNA, 3156 nt
Organism: Panonychus citri (citrus red mite)
Lineage: Eukaryota; Metazoa; Arthropoda; Arachnida; Trombidiformes; Tetranychidae
Product: intraflagellar transport protein 74 homolog
Exons: 2
Coding region: 517-2112 (531 amino acids)
Biological process (GO): cilium assembly; intraciliary transport involved in cilium assembly
Cellular component (GO): centrosome; intraciliary transport particle B; cilium
Molecular function (GO): beta-tubulin binding
Source: RefSeq, a predicted model, not a curated record